UUCUCAAUGGUCAAUUGGAUAGUUUUAAAAAAUUAAUUUUAGAAUUUAACAGAGUUGUGGAAAUUGAGUUGCAAGAAACGGAAGAUGGUAUUCUGGUACCAUCUUAUAAAGAAUUAAGUAAUAUAAUAGAAUUAAAAGAAGACAUUAAGGGUAAAGUUUAA
Messenger RNA from Dentiscutata erythropus, 161 nucleotides. NCBI's taxonomy places the organism in Eukaryota, Fungi, Glomeromycota, Glomeromycetes, Diversisporales, Gigasporaceae. The record is from the annotation of a GenBank genome assembly.